AUGGAACCCUCCACAAGUUCAACCAUGUUCAAACCAAAUUCACCCACGACUCAGAAGCGAAAGCUGAAAGAGGGCAGGAUGACGGUAGCCGUGAUGGGACGUGCCUGUGUCGGGAAGACCGCCAUCUUGAACCAGUACAUCCACAAGAUGUUCAGUGACAGGUACGUCGUUACAGUAGGCGAUAAACACGAAAAGGUAGUCAACGUGGACGGGCGGCAGAUUGAAGUGGAGAUCAUGGACACACCCGGAGGUUACUGCUUCGAGUACGGCCGACGCCAGGCCGUCAUCAACGCUGACGUGUUCGUGUUAGUGUACUCCGUGGAAGAGAUCUUGUCCUUCCAGAGGGUCCUGGAAUUGAGGGAGAGUAUCUUCGAGAAGAGGGGCAAACAGAUGCCGAUGGUGAUCGUACAGAUGAAGACAGACAUUAGGAAAGACAAGUGGUUCAAGGACUGCGAGAGUCUGCACGGCCUCAUCCCUGACGGAUUGCAACACCCACAUUUCCAAGUGUCUGCUCAAGGGGGCUCUGAUAUGUCCGUCAUAUUUGAAGAAGUUGUGAGGCUGAAGCUGUCCGACGCUAAGCAACCGGUAAAGGAAAGAAGAUGUUCCUCUCUUGAGCGGAUUCAACGGGUUCUCAAAGGACAACAAAUCUGGUUUUAA
Molecule: messenger RNA, 657 nt
Organism: Haliotis rufescens (red abalone)
Lineage: Eukaryota; Metazoa; Mollusca; Gastropoda; Lepetellida; Haliotidae
Product: ras-related protein Rap-2a-like
Exons: 1
Coding region: 1-657 (218 amino acids)
Molecular function (GO): GTPase activity; GTP binding
Source: RefSeq, a predicted model, not a curated record